AUGGAAGGUCUGUCUCUGACAGCAGAGCCGAAGCCUAAAAAGGCACCCAGAAGGCGCCAAAGGAAGUCCAACAAGGAAAGCGAAGAGAAGCAAGGUAGAAGAGGCAAGCAGGCAAAAUCAUCUAACCCAGAGACACCUGAACAAGACUUUAGAUACUUGGAGAUCGUGAAACUCACGAAAAGAUAUAUUCCAAUUACGAUAAAUGGUCUUGCUGUGGACAAGAUUGUUCUGGUUCAAACAGAGAACCAGGAGAAUGUGCCCAAGAAGGCUAAGGCAGAGAUCGUGAACAGCCAUGUUCUUCGUCUAAUAAAGAGAGAUGCCCUGCAGCCUUUAUACUUGAGUUUUAUGAUUCCACCUGCCGAUCCUGAUUUCCCAUUUGAGCUUGAUACGCUUAAAUUCAAUUUGACAGUGCCUCCAAACUAUCCCAAGGAUACGAAGGAGCUUCCGUCCAUCAUUGUCCUUAACAGCGAUAUCCCUCGAGGUUUCAGUGUCAACAUUGAAAGAGGUUUUAAGGAGAUUGCUACCGUUGCUAGGCUGAAAAAGAAUACUGGUUCUGACAUCAAGCUAGUCGAUGGAAGAGGUCUUUUAUCGCAAGUCCAAACGCUCAAUAAGUACCUAGAAGACUUCUUGAAGCAAGAGAAGAGACAGACUAUGAAGUUUGUAAGCUUCAAACCUACAGAAGUUACUUCAUCAAACCAGAUAUCCAAGGAGACCACUCCUGUUGUGGUUCCUCCCACUCCUCCUCCAGAACCUCCAGCACCACAUGUAAGCAGCGAGACUGCUCUGCUCAGGAAUCAAUACAUUGAUGAAAUGUGCACCAAGCUAGUUCGUCAUGUUAAGUUGUUCCACAAGUCAGCCAAGGAAAUUCGUUACAAGAUCAUUGUGCCAGUUGCUGGUAAGAAGGUGCCCUGGCUUUGGAACUUUCAAAACAGCACAGCGGAUAUCUUCCUUUCUAUACCCAUUGAGUACCCAGAUGUCAGUCCUAGCUUGUACUUCCCCACCAAUUUCAGUACGAACUUGCUCGUGGCGAAGAAAGUGGGACUCGACAAGACAGACAAAUCGUUGGUGGAAAUCACCCAAGAAGCCAAGGGGUUCGAAAAGAACUUCAAGGUUAAUGCCGAAGCAUGGAUCAAGGAGAACGAAAACAAAUCUCUAGUUGAUAUUGCCAAUUUUGUGAGCAACAACUUGGAAACUUUCGGUCUUCCUCCUUCAGAAUACGCCCGCAUCGUCGAGUUGAUGUCGGCGGUCAAGGACGAAUCAAAGAUCAGCUCUUAA
Molecule: messenger RNA, 1275 nt
Organism: Candidozyma haemuli
Lineage: Eukaryota; Fungi; Ascomycota; Pichiomycetes; Serinales; Metschnikowiaceae
Exons: 1
Coding region: 1-1275 (424 amino acids)
Source: RefSeq, a predicted model, not a curated record